GUUUUUCUUUAUGCUAAAGAUAGUUCUUAAUGGCUUUGGCUGUAUGUUUGGGGUCAUUGUCCUGCUGCAGAAUACAUUUGGGGUAAAUGAACAAUCUUUAUAUUUCUGAAACCAUUCUUUGCUCAGAGCAUUUUUUCCACACCUGCCUAAAACUUUUGCAUAGUACUGUAUAUUUGCAUUUCAAGUUAUGAAAACAAUUUACUAAACAUGUCUGGUUGUAACCGUAAAAAAAAAGAAGCUACUACUAGGAUUUUAUGUUUUUGUGUGAUUUAAGAUCAGUUGUGUGAAUACAGUACGUCAAUGAAAAAAUAACUGUAAAUUCAGACAUUUGAGGUUAUUAACAAUAAAGUUGGAGAAGGGAAGUUUAGAAAUCAAGUUUAAAUAAGUAAAUUAUCAACUUUUUCUACAGGAAUGCUAACAACUCAUCAAAAUUUAAGGACAUCAUCACUAAAAGUGAUCUGAUCUGUUCACGACCUCGUGCUGUCUACCAGCUGAGACCAAAGAAAGGGAAUUUUAAAACUCAACAGAAAAAAAUGACUGUUGGUGAAAAAAAUCCAAAGAAGAAAAAUAAAACCAUCUUACUUGUCGGUGAAACAGGAGCAGGAAAAUCUACUCUGAUCAACACUCUGUUUAAUUACAGCAUGGGAGUGAAGUGGGAGGAUCAAAUCUGGUUUCAGAUCGUACAGGAGGAGGAGAAAAGUCAGGGAAAAAGUCAGACAUCUGAUGUAAUCGUGUACGAGAUCUUUGAUUUUGAAGAUAAAAUUCUGCCCUACUCUCUGACCAUCGUCGAUACUCCUGGAUAUGGAGAUACCAGAGGGUUUAAAUGUGAUGACAUCAUCCGUGAAAGAUUAUUGGACUUGUUUCGAUCAGAUGAUGGAGUUCAUGAAGUUCAUGUGGUGGGUGUGGUGAUGAAGGCGAGUGAUAAUCGACUGAGUGACCGACUGAUGUACAGCUUUGAUUCAGUGAUGUCUCUGUUUGGAAAUGACAUGGAGAAAAACAUUGUAGCUCUUAUCACACACUCAAAUGCAUUAAAACAAAAAUCUGCAAUCAACAUUCUUAAGGCUGGAAAAAUUAAAUGUGCCAAAAAUGAGAAGGAUAACCCAGUUUACUUCCUGUUUGAUAACUGCCAGGAUGCAGGGCAAACAGAGGAAGAGGAUGAAGAAGAAGAGGAGGAGGAAGAAGAAGUCUUAGAAGCAUUGUGGUGUGCUGAUAAGAUUUCAACAAAAGGCAUGACAAAGUUCACAGAGUUUCUGGGAAAAACUGAAUCUCAAAAACUGAAGACAACUGCUCAAGUGUUGGAUGAACGAAUUAGACUGACAGCCUGCAUCCAAAACCUACAAGAGAGAAUCAACCUGACUGAGCUGAAACAGUCAGAAAUCAGACAGAUUCAAGAAGCUCUGCAGGAACAUGAAGAAGAGAUGAAGAAGAAUAAAGAGUUCACUGUAGAAAUUGAUGAAGUCUACAAAGAAAAACAAAAUAUCAAAAGUGGAACUAAGUGGUUGGUUUUUUAUGAAGGAGCUGUCUGCUGUACAGUCUGUGAGGAGAACUGUCACUAUCCUGGCUGCACAAAGGCCUGGAAACCUCAACACUGUGAGGUCAUGAGAGGAGGCCGAUGCACUGUUUGUACCGAGAAGUGUCCUGCAUCAGAUCAUGUGAAAGGAAACUGGAUCUAUGCGAUCAAGACAAGGAGAGUUCAGAAGACGAUAGAAGAUAUAAAAGAGAAGUAUGGCAAGCAUAAAUCAGAAAGUGAGAACAGGUUGAGUCUUUUGGAAAAUCUUGAAAAGGAAUUGAACCAACUGACAACAGAGAAGUCAAAGUUACUGGAUGAGUCCUACCAACAUAUUGUCACACUGGAGCACCUCGCUCUCAAAGUUGAUACUUGGUCCACUAUUGUCCACUUGGACCUCCUGAUUGAGAAGUUGAAGGAGAAAGGAGACACAGAGAAGGUCCAGAAACUGGAGGCGAUGAGAAGCAGAGUGGAUGAAGGAACCAGAGCAGCUCUGAGAUACAGACAGGUACAGGUACCUAUGUCUAGGUAGAGUGAAAUAGGUAAACAAAAAAAAAAGUGAACUAAAAAAACUCAAUUUCAUUACAUUUGCUUAACGAAAUCAUGAAAACUUUGUGAAAAGAGAGAUUUCUAAGUGAUAUCUUUUGCUUUAGUGAAAAUCUGUUUUUACCUCGGUCUAACUGUCAUUACAGUCUAAAUACAAUUAUACACUUUGAUCCACCUACUACUCAAGACUUUGUUUAAACAAAUCCUUUAUUAUAACCCCAGAAGGUGGAACCAUCUGCACUGUUAGAGUCAACAGUAGCUAGCCACCACAUAGCACAUCAUUAUAUACCAGCUAGCCCAACUUCAGUAACCCUAUAAACACCACUGCUGUUUAGUUUUCUCUCUUGUCUUGUUUGCCUUUUUCAUGUUAAAGUCCAGGUACAGUCAUGAAAGUGCUCAGUUCUUCUUAUUCAUCAGUAUAUUCAAUAUCCAUGUGGUGCAGGUCCUUUCUCAUUGCACUGUAAAUAAAACCAUUGCAUUGUUUUCUUGUUAUGUAUUCAGAAUGUUGCUUGGUAGUUAACUGUAGCUCAGCUGUAUUUGUAGUAAUUUCAACUUCUACCUGUAAAACACAGUAAUAACACUGUUACUGCAAGAUUUCAGUGGGAUCUGUAGUCAUUGUUAUGCUCCUGUCAUAAUUUAGUUUGUUCAAAUUCUCUAUAUUCUGUCCCUCCACAUUAAAUUAUCUCCUUCUUGAUGG
Haplochromis burtoni (Burton's mouthbrooder) is the source of this 2750-nucleotide messenger RNA. RefSeq names its product septin-5-like. The record is from RefSeq and is a predicted model, not a curated record. The transcript has a single exon. The coding region runs from base 534 to 2039 and encodes 501 amino acids. NCBI's taxonomy places the organism in Eukaryota, Metazoa, Chordata, Actinopteri, Cichliformes, Cichlidae. Gene Ontology annotation, molecular function: GTP binding.